Molecule: messenger RNA, 222 nt
Organism: Linum trigynum
Lineage: Eukaryota; Viridiplantae; Streptophyta; Magnoliopsida; Malpighiales; Linaceae
Source: the annotation of a GenBank genome assembly
AUGGCUGCCAAACCCCCGGACCCAGUUUCGGGUUCCACGAGACCCCCUAUUGCCUUGUCUUGGCCGGAUGGGAAAGUUGUGAAGGACAAGGAGACUCAACACCAAAAGAAAAGACCCAGGGCUUUCGACCUUACUAAAGAUGCGAAGUUGGACGAUGAGAUGCUAGAGGACAGUGUUGAAAUCAAAACUCAAACCAAAACGGAUACACCCAAAGGAUCAUGA